AUGUCAAAGCUCAUCCUUAUCCUCGCCGCACAAAUCCUCCUCCUCACCGCCUUCGGAGAAGGUGGAGACUUCGCAAGAACAAUGAACAGGAAACACUUCCACAAGGAAGAGAAACUCACUCAUCUCCGAGUCUAUUGGCAUGACAUCCUAAGCGGUCGAAACCCAAGUUCCAUCAUGAUCCAACCGUCGGUUUCAAACUCCUCAAACGCCUUCGGAUCAAUCACAAUGAUGGACAACGCGCUAACAUCUGAUGUGCCGAUCAACUCUACUGUGGUGGGCCAGGCGCAAGGUUUCUACGCAGGAGCGGCUCAACGUGAGCUUGGUUUCUUGAUGGCGAUGAAUUUCGCUUUCACGACAGGGAAGUACAAUGGGAGCACGAUCACGAUUCUUGGCCGGAACACGGUGUUCUCGACGGUUAGAGAAAUGCCUGUCGUCGGAGGAAGUGGAAUCUUCGGGUUCGCUAGAGGUUAUGUCGAGGCUAGAACUAAGUGGUUCGAUCAAAAGUCGGGAGACGCCACUGUUGAAUAUAACUGUUAUGUCUUGCAUUACUAA
Molecule: messenger RNA, 552 nt
Organism: Thlaspi arvense
Lineage: Eukaryota; Viridiplantae; Streptophyta; Magnoliopsida; Brassicales; Brassicaceae
Source: the annotation of a GenBank genome assembly